Molecule: messenger RNA, 4126 nt
Organism: Labrus bergylta (ballan wrasse)
Lineage: Eukaryota; Metazoa; Chordata; Actinopteri; Labriformes; Labridae
Source: RefSeq, a predicted model, not a curated record
CUUCCAGGAUGCUCCUCUUAUUGAGCCUGGCCGUCUUCUUCUCUGCGGGCUUUUCCAUGGAGAUGAACCAGACCUCCAGGCUGCUGGUGGAGAGCGGAGAGCAGUGCUCGGCCUGCGACUUCCGGGAACACAGCAGGCAAAUGAGGCUUCACAACAUCAAGUCCCAGAUCCUCAGCAUCCUGCGGCUCGAACAGGCUCCAAACAUAAGCCGGGACAUGAUCCGUCAGCUGCUGCCCAAAGCGCCUCCUCUGACGCAGCUCCUGGACCAGUACAACCCGCGGGUGGAGGACGAAGAACACGCCACGACGGAGACCAUCAUCACCAUUGCCACUACUCCUAAUCCGAUCACCCAGGACGAGAUGUCCUCCUGCUGCCUCUUCAGCCUCAGUCCAAAGAUCCAACCCAAAAACAUCCUGCGCGCUCAGCUGUGGGUUCACCUGCGGCCGGCCGACAUGGUUACCACUGUCUUCCUGCAGAUCUCACGUCUAAAACCAGGAAAGGAAGGGAACAGCACCCGAGUGAGAGUCCGAUCCCUGAAGAUAGACACUGAUGCUGGUGCAGGCUCCUGGCAGAGCAUUGACAUCAAGUCCCUUCUGCAGGCGUGGCUGCGUCAACCAGCGACCAACUAUGGCAUUGAGAUCAAUGCCUACGACUCCAAAGGAGAAGAUCAUGCUGUCACCUCAGUGAAGCCUGGAGAGGAAGGCCUGGUGAGUAGAGGGGGCAUCCCAGUGUUAUUUGACUUUCAUUUGAUUGGCUGGGACUGGAUUAUUGCACCAAAACGCUACCGGGCCAACUAUUGCUCAGGAGAGUGUGAAUUCAUGCACCUGCAGCAGUACCCACAUGCUCACCUGGUGAACAAGGCCAACCCGCGGGGCACUGCAGGGCCCUGCUGCACACCCACCAAAAUGUCGCCCAUCAAUAUGCUGUAUUUUAACCACAAAGAGCAGAUAAUCUAUGGAAAGCUCCCAUCCAUGGUGGUCGACCACUGUGGCUGUUCUUGAGGAGACCCUGGUGUCUGCAGGACAUAGGCUAAAUUUAGAAGCUUUGUUUUCUGUGAAAGGGAUGCAAAAUAUUUUGUCUCAAGUCUAAACUAAGACCCAGUAGCAUCCCAUUUAGAGAGGGGCACAAGGAUACUGCCAAGGACAGGACUCUGAAGUUGUUUCUUAAUUCACAAGUUUGGCUUACGGCUGAUUUUAAAACAUAAAAUAUGAUAAAAACAACAGAAACUGAUGUCCUACUUUUAGCUCUGCAUGUAUGUGCUUAACAUAGCUCCUCCAUGCAUCAUGCCUUCUUUGGAGCAUUAUAUUUAUGUGCAUCCUGAGACAUUACAAACCAUACUUCAUGUCCACAAAGUGCAGUUAAGGCAAUGAACAUGGGGGAAUUAUUACAGAAAACCAAGGAAGUUCACAGCUUUGAGGCAGCUGUCUCAUGUCCUUCAUGAAGUUGUUUUUUCCUCGUGUCGCAGUGUUAACGUGUGCUGAUGCUGUCCAAAUCUGACGCACUCGAUGACAUCUAUGAAUGCAUAUGUGUUAAAACAUAAGAAACAUUAUAGGAGCACAUAUUCUAAAGUGCACAGAUAGAUUGUCUCCUGUUGUCUUGUGUACUCCUGUCUUAUGAAAACUUGUCCUGACUUGAACCUUGACCAGAACAAUCCCUGCAGGGCGUCUUCCAUGUGUGCCUUUUUUUUAAAAACAUGAACCUAACGACUCUGAGCUGUCAGAUUGUCCUUCCCUCGUCCCAAAGCUUGUUUUCAAACUCCUCGCUGUGAUCUGUGCUAAUAUGCAUCACAGUGAUUUGAGUGAUAGAAAAUACCUUCAGUAAGUGCAGGAGCAUUAAGCAUGCAAAGUCAGUUUGUCAACUAGAAACUAACUAUGUGGUUGCUGCUCUGCCUUUCCUUGCAGAAUAAGAAAUUUAAUAGAGUAACUUGUCUGAGCAAGCUCCGAGUUAAUGAAGUAUUACUGAAAGUGAAAGGCUGAGAGAAAAUCCUACGACAAAUUUUAAAAGUACCUCUGAGAUUUUUUUUUUUUUUGAUGAAGUCGUCCACAACUUCAGAACUUAAUGUUUGAAUGCAAGUGCAGUAUUGUAAAAGAUUUUCAAAGCUUGGUGCUUUAUAGCUUCAAUGCACAACGCAUUGGAAGUAUAACAAACAACUUGACACAAGAGUUUUCCGGUUCCACAUGACUGCAAAAUUACAUCAACUGGAAUCAUUUCAAAGCAGGUUUAGUUGUAAUAAAGUGAGUUGGGGACAAAGGGCUUGUGAUCUUGAAUCAAAACUUUUUGUGCAGUUGAGAAAGUUUAUUACUUUUUUCUGUGUCCUUUACUUGAAUCUUUUAUGUUUGGGAAAUGUUGCCUUUUCUUCCAGAUAGAACUGUAGUGAUGGAAAGUCAGGAGAAAAAGAGGGAAUGUUGUUCAGCAAAGGGGCUGGCAAUGAAUCAAAAACGAGCCUGGUGUUUUAGUCUAGCCAAAUUGUAAAGCAUGAGUCUAACCUGAUAAGUUACCAUCGACUCCUCUGGUUAGCUUUUCCAAAGCUGCCACAGAGGAUCUUUAUCUCAGUGGACAGAUUGAUUUUCCUGCAUUAGUCAGAAUGAGGCUGCAUCCAGUCGACAUUUUAAGAACUGCAGCUAAAUGACUUUCUCUACUUUUAAGUUAAAUUGUUUUGAAAAUGAUGUUGGUAGUAAAAACUCUUUGCUGUGUAGGAGUUAAAAUAUACUGGUUUGCAUGUCUUUACACUCAAACCAGUGCUCUCAUCCAAACUUCAACUCAUACCUGCUUCCAUGGAGCGGCAGGUAUGGAUAACAUCUGAACCUUCUUUGUUUAUGAAGUUGUUUCAGAAUUAUCAUCACUGACUGGCUGGUAAAAUCGUGCAUAAACUGCAAGGACAGUUUUUCUUUUCAUGAUCAGCUGAUCCUGAUAUGAGGGCAGGAACUGUGAUCACAGAGGGAGGCUUGAUCUUGAUUUGAAGCUGAGUGCAGAUGUCCUGAGUGUUGAUGUGCUUCACAGGAGUCCUGACCCAAACGUUUUUUUCUUCUGCUGUUGGAACAGGACGUCCACAAGCGACAGUUUCAUGUUUGUGAUUCUGCAAAGGGAACAAAAUGUCCAACAUGUUAAAUGGUUCACAUUGCUUUUCUGCUUUUAAAGGUUUAAACCUUUAAGCAGUUGUAUCACAUUUUUAUUGUUUUGGUAGAUUUGCUUUGCAAAAAGCAGAAUAAAUCCACUUUUUUAUUUUAUUUUAGAUGUUAUAAAACAAGCACAUAACAUGUAACGAUGGGUGUUUUUGACAGAUUAUUUUUCAAAAUGUUACUCCAGGACAACUAAGGGCAAAGAGGAGGCUGUUUAAAGAAUACUGUUUUGAUGGAUAUUUGUUGUAGAGACUGAAGUGGAAAGUUUGUUUUUGAUUGUCAGAGUUUUAGAAAUUGCUCUCUGUACUGAAAUUUUCUUUUUGCGUCUUUGUGUGUUUGAAGCACUGCAAGUUUAAAAGAGUUCACCUGUAUUAUAAAACUUAAGUAACAUUAUGGAGAAUCAAACACAUAAUGCAAGUGUUGUUCACUGUAUUGCAAAAAUAUUUCAAACUGUGUCUGCAGUUGAUCUUCUAAGAAAAUGUUACAGAAAAAGGGACUAAAUUCAGUGAUUUUGUAUCAAAAAUGUGUCAGCAUGGAUGUAAAUUAAGUGCUGAGAAUGCAUAGACAAUUUUAAAUCUCAAGUUUGUUCAAUAGAUUUUUUUUAUUAUUAUUCCUAGUUAUCAGUGCAGUGUGAGAUGUACUUCACACAGGAGGCCACAAGGUGGCAUCAAUGUGCAAUGUUUCCAAAGUGGUGCGAUAUGAAAAAGACCUCGACUGAUAACAAUGACUUUAGAUAUUUGCAUCUGUUCAAAAACAUGUGUACUCCAUUGACAGUAUAUGUUUCAUACAGUCUAUGGUUAACUCCUGGUUUAUUGUGCACUUUGUGUUUGUAUGUGAAUAAUCAAAUGUACUAUAAAUGUCUAAAUUUGGAAAAGUUCUCGUAUCUCUAAAUAACUUGUAUUACUAGUGUAUAUGCUUAAAAGUUUUUUUGGACACAUUUGUAAAUGUAAAUAGUACAUUUUAAUGCGUUGUCUGUACUCUUUAUUAAUUAAAAGUUAUAUUUCUUU